Molecule: messenger RNA, 3913 nt
Organism: Trichobilharzia szidati
Lineage: Eukaryota; Metazoa; Platyhelminthes; Trematoda; Strigeidida; Schistosomatidae
Source: the annotation of a GenBank genome assembly
AAUGUUUCAGAAACUCAAGGUCUAAUGAGUAAGUAGUAAUUAUUAGUUGGUUGACUGUCAAGAUAUUAUGAAAUAACAUUUUGUUUUAUUUACAUAUACAUGAAAUGCUUGUGAUACGCGAAACGAGUGUAUUCUACUGGCUCAGUGAAACAAGUAACUGAUAAAAUGGAUUCUUAUUUUUCUUACGAUGAUGAUACAUUAAUUAUUCCUGAUGAGGAAGCCAACAAGAACGAAACGUCAAUGGAAUUUAAUGAUGCACAUUUAUCGCUUAUCGUUAUUUGUGGAGAAGAACAUGAUAGUAGACCACAUACACUUCCUUGAUAUCCAGUUGAACAGAAGAUAGGAUGGUUCAUUCAGCAGAGAUGUCUAUAGAAAACCUACGUCUGUAGGACAGUAUAGACACAUUUCUUCAGUUUCAUAUCAAUCCGAUACAAAAUGAAAUUGGUCGGAUCGGUCACGAAUAGAGCAAGACGGAUCUGUACAGAUGACUGCCUGGAAAAUGAAUUAGUAUACAUCCAAAAUACACUCGUUCAAAAGGGUUAUUCUAGUAGAUUUGCAAAGAGACACAUGAAUGCUGUGUAUAAUAAAGCGAAACCAACCACAGAUAAAAAGAAACAACUGUUCAUGAAAUCGCAGGUAAAUGGGGACAUGGCUAGUCAAGUCUUACAUCUGAGAUUAUCUAAAGCCAUGAAAGGACUUAUCCUGCUGCUACUUUUUGUUUCUAGACUACCAAUUAUGAUCGCUUAAGCGAAAGAUAAGCUGCUCUGUUGUGUCACUUCUAUGUGCACUUAUAAUUUUAGCUCCUGUCGGGAGAAAGCAAUUUAAGGGGGGCAACUAGGCAACCCAAUAAACGUAUAACCGAGCACCUUCCUUCAUGGUUCAGGAAAAGCCAAAUAAAAUCCAUAAGAAGUUCUAUUUUAUUUCAUUUGAUUGGUAACGGUCACCAAAUGGAUAGAAAAAGAAUGCCUUCAAGGUUAUCUGUCACAUUCAGUUGGAUCUUCCUAAGGGAAUUCAAACCUCCCUUUUUACACACAGCAAAAACCUUGAAAAUGUGAGAGAACAAUACUAGUCUUUACAUACAAAAGUACUUUGUUUCUCUCUUGGCCUACGAAAAUUCUAAUUAAAACUUCCCACCCUUUCUUAUUCUCCAUUUCUCUCAUACUUCUAUGAUGUUUAUUUAAACUCUGGUUAUCCAUCUACUUCACUUUUAGUAUUAGGUAACUCUUAAGAUUUGACAAAAUUUAUUCACUGAAUUGUUUACAUAAACAUAGUACCUUCGUUAUUCUUAUCAGCACCUACAUAAAUUUCUUGCACUUUUGUUACCAUUGUCCUUAUUAUCAUAAUUUUUGCGGCUAUUAUAAUCACCGUUACUACUGAAGUUCAAAACAGUUAAUACAUUAGCUUUGAUAAACACAUUCGUUGAUUUGGCUUUAUAUAUAUUAUAUGUAUAUAUAAAGCUUUGUAUAUUAGACUAAAGCUUGAAGAAGAUUUAAGUGAAAAGAAUAUUGUCCACUUAUAUGCGUUGUUUUAAUUUUAACGAUGAGAAUAUUUAAAAAUAUUUAUUAGAAGCCUAAUAAUAAUAACAUUAAGUCAUUCGUAGUGCCUGUUUGAAGUCGCCUGGGGCUAAAACAUUAUGCUACAUAGGGCUAAUCUGAUGGCCACAGUCGAUUUCACGACGUGAAUCGAUACAGUUAGUUAUAAGAGGAGAAAUACAUUUGAUGUAACAGCAAUAUAAGUUAAACGAUGUAAAGAACAAAACCCCACGUGUUAUGCUCUGGACACAAGAGAGCAACAACCUGUGCUUUCUGUUGUAUAGCCAACUAGAAUUUCCUUGAGUUACGCGCAAUGCGAAAAUCUCCCGACGAUAGUAAAAAGAAGACGGUUAUUUACAACAACAAAAUCUGCGAUGUUAUCCAACAGUCAUAGUAUAUCAGAACGGUAAAUUAUCUCAACAAUGCCAUCAGACGGCUAUACACAUCGAACUAAUUCUAAAAUACAAAACAAGUGCGGUAGAACGAAAUUAGUUUACCAAAAGUCAACUGCAAGAAUUGCUGGGGAGAAUCAAGAAGAAUAUCCCCAACAAGGUGAAAUCAAAACUCCGUCUCCAAGAAUCACGCGCCAAGCAAUCCCCUCAGACAGUCCAAGUUCAGAAUGACUUUAACUCAGUCAAACCAAAUGGCAGUCGUGAAGUAACACAUUAUCAGUAUCAUUCCACAAGCACAAAGAGAAGCAUUAAAAUGAGAGAUUAAGCUGGAGCAGAGAUAAAUAAUACGGAUUAAGUCAACGUGUGAUAUGCAAACGUUAGGACAAUGAUAUAGAUAUAUAUAGUCUGGAAGUAAAGAGUAAAAUAAUUACAGAGUUAGUUGAAGCAUCCAAAUAGGUAUCAGUAUUGCAAUUGGGUCAUUCAGAAGAGAUUUUUCAAUUAUUCCGUUACAAAUAAGUGUUUUCAUUCGUAAUGUGAUACUAUUUUUUGUGUGAUUUCUUCUAUCGAAACCUUGAUAGUCAUUCCUAUUUCGAUGAGUUGCUGUAAGUGUAUGCCAUAUUUCAGCAAAACAUCUUGUUCGAUAAUUUCUAAGUUUAAUGUACUCUUCAUGCAUAUCUAGAAGAGAAAUUAGCCCUUGUAAUGAAUAAUUGUGCCUUAACUAUAAACCCAACAAAAACAAAUUUGUAUGAAACAAAGGGGAUGAGAGAAAAGCUAUUGGAAGUUAUAUUCUUCAAUAUACAAUAAACAUCUAACAUCUGCCUAAUUGAUUCGACCCCAAAAUGUAUCUCACCUAGGUUUUACCAAUUCAAAACUCCCGAAAAGAUAGUUUCUUUGUGACGAAGUUCACUAGUACGUUUAAACUAAUACAGUGAAAGGAUAAACUCUGAAGACAUUCAGAGAUUUCAUGAAGUGUAGUUAAUUCAUGUGUGAAAAUGUGGAAACCUUCGAAUUAUUUUGAAGUGAGCAUUGCAGAUUUUGUUAAAGAGGACACUAAAAGCUUUGAUAUUAAACAAAUUAUCCCGGGGAACACGAUUCAUUCUCUGAAGAUUUAGAUCUCUUCCCAUUUUAUUCAUCGGUAACAAUGAUGAAUGACGAAUUUUAUUCAGUAUACACAUUGCAUCUUUACUAUGUUGAAAUUAUAGCGAUGGAAUGAUUGAUCCAGAAAACUCAAGGUCUAAUGAUAUUAGUCAUUCCUAUUUCGAUGAGUUGCUCGAUGGAAUGAUUGAUCCAGAAAUGGAUCCACAGGAACCAACGCACCCACAGAUGAAACCAGAGCUCCCACAGACGAAACCAUGGAUACACCCAGAGGAACCAAUGCACCCACAGAUGAAACCAGACAUUAUGACACCAGCACCAAAAAUGAAUCCACAGGAACCAACGCACCCACAGAUGAAACCAGAGCAGCCACAGUUGAAACCAGAGGUCACGACACCAACACCAAUGAUGCAGACGCAGGAACCAACGCACCCACAGAUGAAAACAGAGCAGCCACAGAAGAAACCAGAAAAACAUCCAGAGCAGCCAAAGCACCCAGAAAAGAAACCAGAGGUUGUGACAGAAAAACCACAAAAUGAAAGUUAUUUCCCUGAAUGGUUCUACAAGAUAUUCCAGAUAGAUGAACCAAUCCUUCCUCUCUGGAUAAUCAGCCCAAUAUUUUACGUACAACAGAUCUACAUAAAAGCAUUUUAUUACGUGUAUCGUGUAAUAAUAAAGUUUCCUAAGAUUUUGGUCAGAAAUUUUAUUAAAUUGUCAUUUUCAUCUCAACUUACUUUUUAUUUGAGAAUUGUCACUAAGGGCAAGACUAAUUGCGGCAAACUACUGAAUCGAAGGCGACUGGAGAUGCUCUAUGGAUGCGGUGAUCACGACUAUAUGAAUAUUAUUGUAUUUAUUUUGCUUUGUUCAAGAUGCUUAAAUAAAUCUGAUGCAUAA